UCAAUCGCAUGAAUCGUCACCCGACGACGGCCGUGGCGUCCACCUAUCGACCUCCGGAAUCUAAGAGGGAAGACUGCCGUUCUCCUCCCGUUCCGGGAACUGCAGGCGCCAACGACCCGAGGAAAAGAUGUCGACGGCUUUGCUGGCCCUGUUCGCCGUGAUCCUGUGCAUUCUGUUCAGGAUACUGAACGUGAACAGCGCGCCGCAGAGACCCGUCCUCGUCUGCAAGGACCAGGUAUUCCUGACGACGGUGCUCAAGAUCGCGCCGACCAUCGCCGAGCCAUAUAAGCCAACGAGGUUGUGGGGUUUCAGCGGCCACGUACAAACUAUUGUCCACAGCAUUGUAGGACGUGUUCGGUGUCCUUGGCCCAUUGGAGAACGCGUGUAUAUCGGUCUUCCAGAUGGAACCACCCUUACGUACGAUCUCUAUCAACCUCUGACUAAUGGACAUGAAGAUGAUAUAACGAUAGCCAUCUGUCCUGGCAUCGGGAAUAGCUCGGAGAGCGUGUAUAUCAGAACGUUCGUACACUUCGUGCAAUGUCAUGGAUAUCGGUGCGCGGUACUUAAUCACGUCGGAGCCCUUUCGAGUGUCAAGAUCACGGCACCAAGAAUAUUCUCUUACGGUCAUACGGACGAUUAUAGCUCGAUGUUACAACAUCUAGUAGAACAGCACCCUAAUACCAAAAUAGUUUGUAUCGGAUAUAGUUUAGGCGGCAAUUUAGUGACGAAAUAUUUGGGAGAACAUGGUCCCAAUAAAUUGCCUAAUAUUAUAGGAGGGAUAUCGAUUUGUCAAGGAUACAAUGCUCUCAAAGGAACGAAGUUUCUGUUAAAUUGGCAGAACUUUAGACGUUUUUAUCUGUAUAUAAUGACAGAAUCGAUGAAGAAUCUUAUUCUCAAACACAAACAUAUGCUUCUGUCUGAGGAUGUAAAACAGAAGUGUAAUUUGAACGAGCGAGACAUAAUUUCCGCUGCGACGUUACCCGAACUGGACGAAGCUUAUACGAGAAGAGUACACAACUUUAGGUCUGUACAAGAAUUAUACAAGUGGAGCAGUUGCGUCUUUUACCUAGACAAUAUCACAACACCGAUGGUAUUUAUCAACGCGGUGGAUGAUCCCAUCGUGCCGGAGGUGUUAUUAAAUCCAAUUAAAGAACACGCGGCAAAUCGCUUAAAUACAUUAUAUGUGGAACUGGCUCACGGAGGUCAUCUAGGUUUUUAUGAAGGAGGUUUUCUGUAUCCAAAUCCUAUAACAUGGCUAGAUCGAACUCUAGUGUCCCUUGUGGGAUCUCUGACACUAGCGCAUGCGGACAAGGCUCUCAAAGCCUCUUAAUCAAAUUUAGUUCGAUUAAUGUAUUCGUGUUAUUGGAUAUUGAUCGACAGCGUGUCACACACAUUCUGAUUUUGUGAGAUCAAGCACUGUGCACAUGAUCCACGUUUAGAUAAUCGGAAUGAUUUAUAAUAAGGCUGCAACAAGACUGCAUUGAAAACGGCAGAUUAUAAACUAACAAAAAUGUCUGGUACAUAGUUCGAUUAUUUCAUAAAGUGAAGUAGACAGGAUCUUUCACAAACAGAUACAGAGAAAAAAUAAAUGAUAAACGCGACUGUAAAAUAACAAAUGUUUGCUCAUUGACAUUUUCGAAAUUGAGUAUAGCCAAAUUACGCGACUCUUUAUAUACAGUUAUAAUUAGUAGAAUUUUUAUUACACAAUGCGGCACAAUCAAAAUUAGACAGCUUAAUUAUUUAAAAAAGGAAGUAGAAACAAAAUGAAUUUUUCAAUAUUUUACUAAAUAUUUUACUAACGCUUCUUUCUCAGGGAUCUUCUAUAGGGUGAUGAUUUAAUAAUGGGACUAUCAAUAGUCCUUAACUAAAGAUUACGAGAACUAUUUACUAUAAGCGUUUAGUCAUGCUCCACAUUGAAUGUAAGUUCAAUGCAAUACAGAGCAUCUUGUGUCCUUUUCACCAAGAAAAAUUUGUAUUUAUGUACAAUAUGUAUUAAUAUAAGAUAUAUCGACUUAAAACAUAUUUACAAAUGCGUCCGCUCUAAUGUGUCUAUUCUAAAAUUAGCUUUAUCGAUAUGGAAGUUUCAUCACUGCUGUAUAUACAUAAUAAACGAUGUAUAUUUAUUAUCGGGAUUGGUAGUAACAUUAUAUCUGUAAGAAAAUCUCUUAGAUCAAAUUCUUUGUUCGAGUCUAAAAUGUAGGCCUGAAAGUAUACUCGAAUGUAUACACGAAACUUUGUAAAUAUAUUUUUUAGCUAGAAUUAUUAGCAAAUUAUUAAGAAAAAUACUAAAUUUAACAAAUUUGAUAUUACUACCUCCGGAUUAAUACAGAUAUUUCUUUAUGUAAUAUAUAAAUUUAUUUAUCGAAUCGAAGGCAUCUUUGAUUCGAUAAAUUAGUAGUCAGAAUCAUAUCCGCAUUUAAUAUUGCGUUAUAAGCAAUUACUUAAGCGAUUAACGCAAAGACAUUAAGCAUUAUGGAAUAUUAUAUUACAUGAAAUAAUUUGCAGUCAAAAUGUUCUUUAAUUAUCUGAUUUAUAAUGUAUUCUUAUUAUAUGCUCUAUAAUACAAUGAUAAAUGUAUGAUAUUUAACCUAUUAUAUUUCCUUACAUGCAUCAAAGUAUCUUGUUUUUGUUCAUGAAAUUUAUUAAAUUUUAAUCCGAAAUGAGGAAUAUAACAGAUUAAUGCUACAUUAAACGCAUCAUACAUUUAUCGUCGUGAUAAAAAUACCAAAUAUUUUAUUCAAUACGUCCAUAUUGAUAAAGUUGAUACGCAAUAUGCAAUAAUUUCCGACAUCAAAUAAUAUAUUUUAAUCGAUAGAUUUAUUAAUCAUCAAGCAUUUGUGUCGCGCGUGCGAUGAUAUCAUUUACUUGAUAUUUAUUUCCUAUUAUAGCGAUUUAAUGAUAAUAAUUUAAAUGGUACUAAUGAUUAUUGUGGGUGAUUCCACGUCAAAUUAGGCAGCAAGAAAAGCGAGUAUUUAAUGGCUUUUUCUCUAUCUUUUUCUGUUUGUAUAUAAUAUAUUUAUGUAAAACUUUAAUGCCAUAAUGAUGACGCUUUUCGAGGCAUCGAAUUUUAUACGAAUUUUGAUAUUACGAUGUCUUUCAAAAGCUCCAAUUUCUAUAUAAAAAUAAAAGAGAUAAAAAAUUUAAAAA
Messenger RNA from Monomorium pharaonis (pharaoh ant), 3147 nucleotides. RefSeq names its product abhydrolase domain-containing protein 2 (gene Hydr2). Gene Ontology annotation, molecular function: monoacylglycerol lipase activity; acetylesterase activity. Gene Ontology annotation, biological process: steroid hormone receptor signaling pathway; sperm capacitation; medium-chain fatty acid catabolic process. Lineage: Eukaryota; Metazoa; Arthropoda; Insecta; Hymenoptera; Formicidae. The record is from RefSeq and is a predicted model, not a curated record. The transcript is spliced from 8 exons. Gene Ontology annotation, cellular component: sperm plasma membrane; sperm flagellum. The coding region runs from base 128 to 1330 and encodes 400 amino acids.